AUGGCCGCCAACAUGCAGCACAUGGCUGGGGUCGGCCAGAUGAUGCCCCAGCAAAUGCGAAAGCCCGCAAACGCAAAUCAGCUACAGCAGCUUGUCUAUCAGACUCUUCUCCAGCAUGCACAGGCGCCCAAUGCUCUGGCGUGGCAAGCUAACGUCAGCUUGAACGACCGCAUGGGCAAGACUAUGGACCUCAUCUCCAACAUCACCCUGGCUGUCGGCAUCGAGCAGAUACGAGCCGCGGAAUUUGGCUGCAACUUUGAGCGCGAGGCCUUCAUCAAGUCGCCCAACAAGGAGGCCUACGACCAAUUGAUGGCCAACAAGACCAUGGAGUUCUUCAAGAAGCGGCAAGCCAACGAGCCCAACCUCCAAAACACACUCAACGCCCAAGCACAAGCAGCCCAGGCACAGGCACAGGCACAGGCCAUGAUGAACAUGCAAGCUCAGAUGGGCCGAGGCAUGGGCCAGGCUCCGCAACAGGGCUUCCAGCACCUUCAACAUCAGAUGCAGGCUUCACAGAUUCCCCAGCAUGCGCAGCAACAACCCCAGGCGCAGCAACAACCGAUGGGCAUGGGCAUGGGCUUGCAGGCUGGUCGCGGUGGCAUGCCCCCUGGUCUCGGUGGUCAACAGGCCAUGGGUAUGGCUGACAAGGCCAAGGUCAUGGAUCUCGCCUCCAAGAUGAUGAUCCAAGCCAGCGAACAGCAAAAGUCGAGUGCACGCUUGCAUGUGCAGCAGCGGAUGCCGCCGCAGCAGCUUGCCGAGUUCCAGGCCCAAGGCAAGGACCCCCUGUUGUGGUUCUUCCAGACACAGGCUUUCCAUAUGCUCAAGGCGAGCAUGAACCAGCGCUUGCAGCAACAGGGAGGUGCCCAGAACCCCAACGCUGGUCAAGCUGCCAUGAUGCAGCCGCAACACAGCCAGCAGUCUCUUCAGCGGCAAAACAUGAUGAAUGCCGGACAGCCAAACGAGUUCUCGCAGUUCACGCCCAACAUGGAGAGCAUCAAGGAUCAACAGAUGAACGGCCUUAUGGCUCAACAGGCUGGCCAGAUGGUCGUCCCGGCUAGCAAUGGAGGCGCCCGCAACGCCACGCCCCAGCCGGCAAACCAAAACAUGCAGCAACAGUCUCAGCAGCAGCAGUCUCAGCACCAGAUGCAGACGCAGCCUCAACAGCAGCAACAGCAGCAACAGGGUGCCAAUCUUCAACAAAUGAAGAUGAACCAGGCGCAACCACCACAGCCACACCUCCAGAUGAAGCAGAUGCAGGGUCAGGGCAACAUGGGCGGUGGCAUUCCCCCAUCGCAGAGUCCUGCCAUGAACACCCUCAACACGCCGGUAUCUCGCCCACCAAGUGCCAUGAAUGCCAUGGGUGGCCCCGGAAUGGGUCAGCAGGGGGGCAUGCAAUUUGGGGAUCAGCGAUUCAACCAAGGCAUCCAACGGCCGAACAAUCAAGCAUUCAGCAACAUGCUCAACAGCAUGACGCCCGACCAAAGGCAGGCUCUUCAUGGCCUGCCCCCCGAGAAGCUCAACGAGGUGAUGAGGAGGUGGCAGAAUCAGAGGCAGGAACAGAUGGCCAUGGGCGCGGGUCAAAUGAACCAGAAUCGCCCCCAGAAUCAGUUUGGUGGGCAGAUGAACAUGAACAUGGGUGGUGGCCAAGGCCCCCAGGGGAUGCAGCAGCCCGCCGGCCCAGGGACCGGGAAUCAGCAACAGCAGAUGCGGAUGCCCAUGCAGAACCCCCAGGCCCAAGUCAUCAUGGAUCAGAUGGAUCUGCCUCCGCAAGUCCAUAACCAGAUUGGCCAGCUUCCUGUCGAGGUCAAGAAGUGGAGGGACUUGAAGAUGUGGCUGAACCAGAACAACAACAGCCUACCUCCAAACAUCCGCGCUUCACUCGUCACCCUCCAGCAGAAGCAAUUUCAUGUCUUGAUGCAGAGGCGCGCAUCCAUGUCGGGUCAGAAUCCGGGCAUGAACCCAGCCGGAAUGCCUGGUCAGAUGCCCAAUCAGCAGCUGGGCAUGCAGCGGCCUGUUGGAAAUAUCCCGCCUCAAGUCGUCCAAGUGACGAACCAGGAGAUCUCGCAGAUUCGCAGUCAGAAGCAAAACCUGGCUGGCAUGCCCGAAGAGCAGCUGCGGGCAAUGAUUUCGCACAUGAAGAGACAGGCGUGGUUGCAGCAGCAGCAGCAGCAAAUGAGAGCACAACAGGCGCAAGCCCAGACCCAGGCCCAGGCCAACACUCAGGCUCAGGCUCAGGCUCAGCAAGGCGGGCAGAACCAAAUGUCCGGUCCUUCUCAGGCCUCGAUGCAGAUGCAACCGACUCCGCAGCCGCAUCAACCGCAACAAAAUCGCACGCCCCAACCUCAACCUCAGGGGACGCCUAACACCACGGGACAAUCGGCCGCGAUGCAAUCCAGUACCCCGAAGCAGCAGCCGCAACAGUCUCAGGGGCCGCAGGGGCUGUCAGCCAACGACCAGUCAAGAAACAACCGGCCGCAACCGCCCAAGAACCUCAAGCGACCCAGCACCGACGAAGCUGCGGACACUACCGGUCCUGCAAGUGCCGGUUCAGCACCACCCAGGCCGACAUCGCAACCAGUCCAACAAGCACCGAAAGGCAUCACGUCUCUAACGCCACAGCAAGUCGCCUCUCUGAAUCCCGACCAACGGGCGAAGUACGAGCAAUACCUGAAGAUGCAAAUGGCUGGACAGGGUCAGCAGGCGGCAAACAUGAUGCAGCAGGCCGCGGGCACCGAGGCCCUGAACCGCCUGAAACAGCUGAGCCAGGAGGAACAGCGCAAGUUUGGCCAGGAGUCAUUGUCAGAGAUCCCCAUGAAUCAGCAAGAGCACAACGACACUGCUGCAAAGCUGCAGCGCAUCUCGAUGGAUAUGAAGAAGGUGGGCCGCGGCCUGACCAAGUGGUAUUCGAUUACGCGAGAUGAUGCGCGGGCCAAGAUGUUCUUCAGAACUCGAAUGCGCAUCAUGAAGCAAUUUUGCGACGGCGAGGCUAUGCGGGAGCUCAACGACAAGUUCAGCAUUCGCUCCUCCGAGAUCGACCAGGCUCGAGCAAUGUUGGAAAGCAUGGCUAAGGACCUUGCUGCCAGCAUGAUGAAAAGCGGCAUGUUGAAGCAGGCCAGCCAGGCACAGCAAAGUCAAGCGGCGUCUCAGAACCAGGGGCAGCCGCAGCCGCAGCAGCAACAGGACCAGCCGGUGCCGCUGAAUGCCGCCAACCUAGAGAAGAACACGCAGGCAUUGAACAAGAUGAACCAGCAGAGGCCGGCGGCAAAGGCCAACCAGGUCCCUCCAGCGCCGACGGCAGCGCAGCCACCGUUCCCCUUUGGCGAGUCUUCACCCCACGGAAACCCCAGCUACAUCGGCAAACCAAAGGACAUGAACCUCCAGCUGCCGCCGGCGCGCAAGAAGCAGAAGACUGCGGGGCCGCAGCCCGGUCAAGCAGCGCAGGGUGCCACACCAUCGCCCAAGACGAGCAAGAAUGCCUCGCCCGAGAUGCGCCGAGCGCCCGAGCCGCAGAAGCCAGUCUUGCUCUGCAAGGACCCCGAGUGUUCCUCGUCACCUUUGGGAUUCCCGAACGAACAAGCAUUGCAGCACCACAUCGAUGAGGAGCACGUCAGGCCCAUGGAGGAUCCCGUCAAGUUUGUCAAGGAGAACCUGGCGCUGGCGCUCGGCUUGGACUCGGACGGAAGCCUCAAGAAAGCGACGCAAGCCUCGGCAGCCAUGAGCACGUCGACGUCGAAGCAAGGCCUCCUCACGCCGGGCAACAUGGCUAGCACGCCCAUGUCUCAGGACAUGUCGAUGAAGAGGACGCCAAGCGCUGCUGGCAGGCCACAGGACGCCAAGUCUGCGGGGAAAAUGGAUGCUGGCGGCGCGCCGAGGCAGGGCGACGGCAAGCCAACGGAUGCUUCGGGGACUCUUGCGACACGCGCCGACCCCUGGGCUGGCUGCACCAUUGACCCCCAGGCUUUCAUUGCCAACCUGGGGUGGGAGAAGGGAAUCGGGCUGCCCAACAUUGUCAGCGAAGCCAACAUGUACCGGUCGCUGACGCCCAAGGACACGCCGGAAUCCAGCAAGGACAGCGGGUCGAGCGAGCCGAACAGCGACAUCUCCGAGGGCGCGGCACUCGACAUUGACGUGUACUGGCGCAACUAUGAAAACUUCGACUCGGACCUGCUGCUUGAUCUCCACAACGCAAACCUGGAAGGGGACAUGAUGACCAAGGACGUGAGCGGGCAGACGCUUGAUCCGAUGGUCCUCAUGGAACCCUCGUUCGGACCAGCCCCAGACUGGGACGACAUCAACAUCGACUUCACGAAGCCAUUCGAACUUGAUACCCGCUUUUACAGCAUGGCAACCUAG
This is a messenger RNA of Hirsutella rhossiliensis, 4353 nucleotides long. RefSeq lists its product as uncharacterized. The record is from RefSeq and is a predicted model, not a curated record. Lineage: Eukaryota; Fungi; Ascomycota; Sordariomycetes; Hypocreales; Ophiocordycipitaceae. The transcript is spliced from 6 exons. The coding region runs from base 1 to 4353 and encodes 1450 amino acids.